Achroia grisella is the source of this 7279-nucleotide messenger RNA. RefSeq names its product chaoptin (gene chp). The transcript is spliced from 26 exons. Lineage: Eukaryota; Metazoa; Arthropoda; Insecta; Lepidoptera; Pyralidae. The coding region runs from base 94 to 4077 and encodes 1327 amino acids. Gene Ontology annotation, molecular function: protein binding. The record is from RefSeq and is a predicted model, not a curated record. Gene Ontology annotation, cellular component: extracellular matrix.
CGUCAAGUUCAUGGGCGAUUGUGUAACGUGCCAGCACUUCUAACUGGCCCAAAUGCCAGGGGUUUAUGGCGAGCAGCACUUACAUGACAAAUCAUGAGUUUGAUGACGAUUAUCAAGUUUGGGUACAGUCUGGUGGUGGUUACGCUGCUGUUGAUGAUAUGGGCGUCACUGGCGAGAGCUUUAGACUUACACGUGGACCCUGGACAUCCGCCAUGCCUUUUCCAAGCGCUAUGUACGUGUUCCAAGCCAGCUGGAGACCUGGGCAUCGUGACCUGCAACCAAGUGCCUAUAUACAAGGUUCCAGCUACAGUGAACAGUUCGAAAGUAUUCAUGUUACAACUUACAGGGAACAACAUUAGGGAUUUGGAACCACAGUUCUUUCAAGCUACAGGGCUGUACAGACUAGCAAUAAACCAGAACCCUCUAGAGACAAUCCAUGAAGAAGCAUUUCACGGUCUAGAAAACACAUUAUGGGAACUAGAACUGAAGGAAGAUAAACUAACGGCUGUGCCGAGCAGAUCGCUGAGAUUCUUGCAGAAGUUACGACAGCUUGAUUUAUCAGGUAAUGAAAUAACAGAAAUAUCAGGCGAAAAUUGGAGAGGUUUACAAGAUACAUUGCAUACGUUAAUUCUGGCGGACAAUUCAAUAGCAACCCUUCCAUUGGAUACUUUUUCUGGUCUACCAAUGCUGGAAACUUUAGACCUUCAUGGAAACCAUCUAACAGUCAUCGACAGCGGAGUCUUUCGAGAUGGAAUGGGCAGACUUAAUAAGCUACUUCUAAGCGACAACCAGCUGUCGUUCAUCCCGUAUGAGGAGAUCUCUCCACUGCGCCAACUGAGGAUCCUGGAUCUCGCGAACAACAUCAUUAAACAAGUACCCCCAGCACAUGAGAUGAACAGUGUCAGGUUAUCAUUAGACACUUUAAAAUUGGACAACAAUUUAAUAAACACACUACUUCCCGGUUCAUUCAAAUACUUCAACGUUUUGAACACCACGUCACUAGACAGGAAUCCCAUUUAUAUUAUACGGGAAGAUGCAUUCCGCAAUGCUAAAAUCAAAACACUCUCACUACGAGACUGCGCUAUUUGGGACUUAUCGCCUGCAUCAUUUGCUGGACUCGAGAACAGCUUGCAGAGUCUAGAUCUGUCGGAGAACAACUUGACAAUGAUAUCCAAGUUCAUGUUGAACAAGUUAGAUUCACUGAGAUUCUUAAACCUUAGGGAGAACAAGGUGGAUAUCAAUUUGUUGUCAACAAAUAUUCCUUCAGAAUACGGCCAGUUGUCUUUCAAUAAUUUUCAGUACAGAUUAUUUAAUUUGGACAUAAGCGGAUCCACUUCUAUUGAGAUGAGCUUACAGGAUAUAAGAAGAAUGAGGUCCCUCCGAUCAGUAUCAGUAGGGAAACUUAUCAGACGUAACCUAAGAGCUGAAGAUUUCCAAGAGUUCGGAGUAGAGUUGGAGGAUCUGAAAAUCUUUGGCAGCAAUAUCAACAAAAUUGAAUCCAGUGCAUUCCAACACGUUAGGACAAUUAAGACAUUGGAUCUGUCUGAGAACGACAUAGAUUUUAUAGACCCAUUUGCUUUUGCUGAGUUACAUAGUUUAACGACUCUGAAAUUGGCAAAUGGUUUGGCAGAAUCCGUGAAAAUACUCCCGUUCGAGCCUCUAAAAGCAUUGAUUGAGCUACAACACUUGGACUUCAGUAACAACAAACUGAAGAAUGUUCCAGAUACGUCGUUUCAUUUCUUGUAUAAAUUGAAGUCAUUGAAUUUACAAGACAAUGCUAUUGAUCAUUUCUCCAAAGGAACUUUACAAGGUGAUAUCCACGGAAAGCUAGAAAAAAUAUGCCUAUCUUUGAAUCAAUUGAAUCAGAUUGUUCAACAUACUUUCGUUGACUUAAAGGAAUUACAAGAGAUUCUAAUAGAAGAUAAUUUGGUAGAUAUUAUUCAUAGGCGAGCAUUCACUGGUCUUGAUAAUUUGAAAAUAAUACGAUUAAGAGGUAAUCGGAUUUUCCAAAUUAGUGAGGAAGCAUUCCAGAAUAUUCCAGCGCUUAAAGAGUUGGAUGUAUCGUUCAACCGUCUCGAUAACUUCAAGUUCUCUAUAUUUGAUCAAGUUGGUUCAGCAACGUCUCUAAAAGUCAAUGCAUCUUACAACAGAAUCAUUGCUUUAACAGAUUCUAAUGCACCUAGUUUCUUCAGCAACAACUUUUUUAUACCCAAAGCACAGAGUCUUGGAACAGUAUCAGUCAAUAUAAGGGUGUUGGACUUCUCACAUAACAAUAUUACAUAUAUAGCUCCCUAUUACUUCAGACAUGUGGACUUAACGCUAUCGGAACUUUAUCUCUCUCACAAUUUAUUAAGAAACAUAACCAGGGAAGUGUUCGGAUCGAUGAUGAUGCUGCAAUACCUUGAUCUGUCGCACAAUUAUAUAUACCAUUUGGAGUUCGAUUGUUUCGCGAGAGUUAAAUCUUUACAGUUUUUAGACCUCUCUCAUAAUUAUAUAUCGGAGAUGCCGGUAGAGAUAUUCCAUGACAUGCAGUCUUUAACGUCACUCGAUUUAUCAAACAAUCGAGUGAGAAACUUGGUUGACAACUUAGUUAUAUCACCACUACUUGAGAGAUUGGAUUUAUCCGAUAAUUAUUUAUCAAGGGUCCCAACUAACGCCUUAUCACCUGCAGCGGCAGCAAAUUUAGUUGAAUUUGACUUAAGUGGUAACACCAUACCUGCUAUUGGAUUGUCAGACUUAGUACAAAGAUAUAGGAGCCCAGACCAGGGCGAAUACUGGCCAGAAGAACCCGACUACAGCGACGAGUACAUGUACCACACCGCUAGGAGAGAUCACACCAGAGUUUUCCACCAAAAAAAGCAAUACCCGCAGAAUAUACUAUACAAGUCAUUAGCGUGGUUAGAUCUAUCAAAUAAUCACUUGGUACGCGUUGAGACUGGAUCGUUUGCUGCAUUGCCAAGACUUCGCUGGUUGGACUUAAGCAACAAUUCGCCAUUCAACGGCGGCGAUAAGGGAAACAAUGUCUUUAAAGGACUGGAAAGGAGACUUUUGCAUUUAGGACUGAAGAAUGUUAGCUUGCUAUCUGUGCCUUUGAUGCCUCUAACAAAGUUGAAGAGUCUGGACCUGUCAUAUAAUAAUUUGCCAUCAAUCCCGCCGGAUUCCACCGCUAAUCUCACACGUCUAAGAGUUCUGGAUCUUUCCUACAACGACUUCACUACUGUUCCAGUGGCAACACAUUCUCUCACUGACCUGCGAUGGCUCUCAUUAUCCGGAAAUCCUAUUACGGCACUGAUGAACACCAGCUUGUAUGGAAUAUCACAACGACUUGAAUAUCUGGAUGUCACUAAACUUCGUGUGAGAAUUCUUGAGCAUGGUGUCUUCAGCAAAAUGUAUGGAUUAAGGACCCUAAAAAUCACCGCAUUCUCAACAGUUAGAGAAUUCAAUGUGCCAAGAAUGCUAAGUUACAAUGCAGCAUUGGAGAAUCUACUAAUAGAUAUUGACUACGGUGGUGUGGAAUUUGGAAGGGAACUGCAAGCCCAAUUGCCAUGCAAACUGAACAACAUUACUAUAACUGGUCGUGCACUUCAGUAUUUGUCACCAUAUCUGUUACUUGGUGUUCAUGCAAAGCAUCUUAGAUUAACCGUGUUCAAUACGAGUAUAGAAGAGAUUACCAGUGAAGUGUUCUUUAGUCCGGGCCGUGUUAGAAGACUCACGUUAGACGUCAGAUCCAAUUAUUUGACCAAAGUCGCAAAUCCUACACAGAGGGCGUGGCCUGGAGCAAAUGGUUUAUUCUUAGAAGAUAUUCUUGUCGCUGGCAAUCCUUUGGUAUGCGACUGUGGCAUAGGGUGGAUAGAACCUUGGGACCGGAAGAGAAGACAGUACAUUUGCAGCAGUCCAUUCAAUUGCGUCGCGACGCGAGAUGACGUCAGAUUAGCGACGUGUCCGUAUUAUGAUAACAGAACUCUUAAUGAUGUUUUAAUACGAGAUCUAGACUGCAGUUGGAAUCGAGGAUUCUUAAGUUCACCAAAUAUGUUAAUAAUUUUAGGAAUGACCGUUUUAACGUGCCUAUACAUUUGAGGAUUGUUUUGGCUACUUGGGGUAUAUGAGGAAUUCCAUCUAAUAUUGGCAAGAGUAUACAAUUUUUAAGGUCUUUAUCAGCUUGAUAAGACUAAAUGUUUUACAUAUUGAAUGGUGGGAGAAAUACUAAUUGGUAUAUAAAAUUCAGGAUGCUGUUCAAUUGAUAAUGAUAUGUACCUAAGAGAAAGAUUAAAAAUCUUAUAUGACCAAAUGUCGAAGAAAAGUUGCAGGAGAGACACAAAAUUUAUCCAAGAGUAUGUGGCUUUAAACUACGUAUUUGAAAGUGUUGGGGUAUUUCUGAAUGGCAAAAUCAUAAUCAGUGAUAGAACAAUUAUGCCCAAAGGCCAAAUGUGUAGUUACGUGGAGCUUUUAUGAAGGACUAUUAGAAGUGACUUUAAUAUUAAGAGAUUGCAUAGAAAUCUAGUGAAGCCUAUUAAAAUGUGAUUUAUCGUUUUAACUGAAAAGCAGAAUCGUGAUCUCAAGGGAUUGAAUCAGGAGUUGUUACCGUUUAUAUUAUUAUUAUAUUACUGUACCUAUGCACAUUGUGUUUACCCAAAUAUGAGUUUGCGUGUUUUGGAUAUAUUCAAUUUCAGCGUUUCACGCAUUUCGUGCACUGCCUUACAAGUGGACUUUAUUCGUUAAUGAUCAAAGGUAUUAAGAUUAUGUCUAGCUAUUUAUGUGUUCUGAGAUUGGCGAUUUUUCGAAAAUUAAUAUUAAUAACUAUGUGUGGAAGUGCACUUAAUGUGUUUUAGAAAUUGCAUUUACGUCGAUUUAUAAGAUAAGUUCACAAGAAAGCAAUGACUUAAUUACGAUCGUCUAAGUAGACUGCAUUCGCUCGAAUGAUAUGUGUUCGUCCAUUAUUAAGAGUAAUGAUAUUAUUUAUAGGUGUAUUCGUUUGUGUAAUAGAAGAUUUUAGCUGUAGUUUAAUAAGAUAAUUUCCAACAUUUUCUGUAUAAAGAACAUUAUUAGUUUGUUCAUCUUCUCAAUUCUUUUAUGGACCGAUUAAAUAUUUACAAAUAUACAUAGUUAAUAUAGCGAAAACACUUGAUGUACGUAACUUGUUCGAUAGUUUGAAUUUAUACAUCUAUGUACAAAAUAGAUUUUUCAAAAGCUCAUUGUUCACAUUUAUCAUAAUCAGAGCGACUAUCUUUAAAAAAAAGCUUAAUUCUAUACUCUAUAUUAGACUCUAAUAUUUUCAUUGUUUAGCUGUUUUCAAAUUCUAUCUGGUUAACUUGUUGGAUAAACAUAUUUUAUUACAUAUGUCUAUAAAUGUGUCAGUAGCUAUUAUAUUAUAUACAUAGCAUGCUGUAAAAUAUAUAUAUUUUACAUGCUUAUUAAUAAAGUGGACUAACUCCAAAAUUUCAAAUUAUGUGAAAUCGGCUUUAAUCUUUAAUUUUAAAGAUGAUUUUCCAAAAUCUAUAAUUUUUGGGUUAUUGCAUUUUAGUAUUAAGUUUGCUAUAUGUCAUCGUAAGUUUAAUAGGAUUUUAUCGACUGAAUUUAAGUGUUUCAGGCUAUAUCGCUGAUAAUAUUGGUAAGAAACGUUGUUUGUAUUGUAUGAUGUCUGAUGUGGCUUAUUUUAUUAUAUACUUUACAUACGGUUUGCUUUAUAAUAUCGUUUUAUUAAUAUACUUUAUAAUAUUGUUUCUGUGUUACUCAAGUAUUAGAAUAUUGAAAUUUAAUAAGUAUAAAAUUUAUUUACUCUGUCUAUGAAUGUUAUCUCUAUACGUUUUACAAUUAAAUGAAUACCUCUUCUACAGUGGUCCAGAUCGAUGUGGUUUCAGGCCUAAUAGAUAAUUUUUGUUUUCAACGCCAUUGAAAAGAAAAUUGUUAUUUAAAUACUAAUAUUAAUACACUAGUUUUAUUACUUUGUAUAUAGAACAGUUCACUGAAAUUAAAUAUAUUUCUGGUUAGAAACAAAAAAACUGAAUUUAUUACUAAUUAAUAAGCAAUUAAGUAGAUGAUAUUUAUUUUAAAUUUAUUAAAUUUUAUUUUCGGGUUUUAAUUAGGCGAUUUCACACUCGUAGUAACUACGUACCUGAGUGAAAUUUAAAUAGGUAUAUGUAGUGUCUGAAGCAAUGGUGUUGAAAACAAAAUUAUAUUGUUGCAACAAUGAAUAUAUUUUGUGAUAUAUAUAUAUAUUACUCUAAACCUUCUAUUUUUGAUAAAGCCUACAAGUAAAUAUAGCAAAACUGUACGGGAUUGGUGUAGCGGACAAAAAUACAUAUAUUACUAAUGCUUACUGCUUCUGUUCCUACAUAAUAUAAAUUAAACUAAAACUAGAUAUUCUAGGGAAACAAGUACAUAGAGAUCAGAUAAAUUUUACUUCAUUAACUUUUUAUUAAUCAAUGUUGAUUGCUCGCUUAUAGGUAAAAAUAAUUUACGAAUGAUUAUAUGAAUGAAUGAUGACGUAAGGUUUCAUUCACUCAUAAAUUAUUGUAGUAGCUUACUACCGGUUUUGUAGAUGGUCAAAACAAGCCGCAAGUAAACGACAAUCCAGAGGUAACACAUUCUCAUUACAGAAAAAUCGCUUUUAUAUCAUAAUAAUGUCAAUUGCGAAAAUGAACAUCAAUAGCGAAUAAAUUUAAAAUUAAAAUAAUAGGUAGUUUCCUAUAAAUAAUUUUCUCUAGAACUGUUAUUAUUGAUUAGAGCUUACUAUUUUCAAUAGUCACUAAUUGUAUAAGGAACAAAUCAAAGAAAUAAAUAUUCUAUUUUCUAUGCAGUAGAGAUAAAUUUACGCUAUCUUUUAUUUACUGUAAGGAUGUUCGUCGAAUAGUAUUACUACAUCGCUUGUUAAAAUUAAUUAUUCUUGGCCUAUGUUAUCGAACGAUUCUCUGCAAGGUCCCAAUGUGAUAGACAUAGUUAGUGCCAAUAAAUUUAUAAUAGUAUAGAAAACAUUGAUAUAUUAUGUACUAUUAACGUACUCGAGAAUGUAUAUAUAGACAUCACGCGCCAUACAUAGUAUAGUACGAUAUAAGUGCGUUAUGAUGGUUAAAACAGACAAGGCGGAGACGAGGGCGUAAUAGAGCCCAGUGUGUUAACGCACGUAUAUCUUACUUUUUUCAACAAACUUGAUUUUAUAUAAACAGAACCAUAAUACACCAAUGCACACUGGUGCUUUCCCGCAGCUAUGGCAGGGGUAAAUUCAAAAUUGGAUAAAAAGUAGCAAAUAUAAGUUCACUAUUUGCAUUUAUAAUACAAGAGU